UACAGAACAGGAUGCACAUUUAAUAUAACUAUCGCCCUCGUAUGUUCACCAGUAAUUUCAGCAGAUAUUUUGACCAAGACCUAAACAAAGGCGCUAGGAGUCGAAAUGGAAUUCACUUGGGAAAGUUUGGAACGCUUCGGGACAACGUCGACCAAUCAGAGGAGGCCGUGGUCUGCCAGUCCCAGCUGGGGAGUGGUCGCGAGGGGAGAGGUCCGCCGCCAAAUUCAAACACAGAAAGACAAAGUCCCGAGUGCAUCCAACGAAAGAGGAGCAAAUCCUACUUUAACUACAAGCAUGUUUUCGGCAGGGAAGAGUGGUCGAGGCGGGGCAUGGAGGGCCCACCAUGUUUUGGAGGAGUCAGAUGGGGGUGAAGCAGACUCCCCCCAGGGUCCGCCAGCCCCCGACCGCUUUAGAAAGCUCCGCUCCUCCUCCUCCCUCAACUCCCUCCACAUGACACUGAAGAAGAGGCUGCCCCUGCGCUCUGUCCAGACCAACUCUUUGCCAGAACCAGAGCUGACCCCUGACCCCACCUGGGAGAGCCUGCAGGCCAAUCAGAAGACCAGCACUGUCCAACAGCUCACACGCAGCGCACGCAAUCACAUCGGGGGAGUUUACCAGAGAUUCCAGAGGAGCAGAGCGGAGUCACGUGAGGAGUCUCUGGUGUCCACGCCUGGUCGAGUGUGUGAGGGAACAGACAACAGCAUGGGGGUCUCCUCUCGUACCCCCAGACGCACCCCUGUCCGUUCCACCACACUCCUCCCCUCCACAACACCCAAACGCACCGCCAGAGCCGGCACACCCAAACGCACCCCUGGUGGGGGGGGGAGUCCUGAGGAGCGGGUGAGAGGGGUGAAGAACGGGGGAGGGAGGAGACAACUGGUUCGUAUGGCAGCACUACGAAGCCCCUUUGCCUCUCCCAACACCCAGAGCCUCAGACGGAUGUUUGACCGGGACCUGGAGAGUGUGUCCAGCGGCCUCAGGAAGCUGAAACGUCUGUCCCAGGCUUUUGAUGAUGUAAUCGGGAAAGAUGACCGAAGAACGGCCAGAUACUCUCUAAUCACGGAGUAGAACGCCAGAGUCAUAUGGAGGGCUGGUGAUUAGGAGCCUGGCGGGAAAAUGAGCUGAUCCUACCUUCACCAUUACACACUCCCUCAGCUACACCCACAAGCCUGUCUUUUGUUACAUCCUGGCAACCCACAGGGCUACUUCCUACCAGCCUGUCUGUGUGUUGCCUGUCUAUUUUGUAUUCUGCACACCUAUGUUAAUGUAUAAGUAUUCUAUGCUGUAACCAGACGGUUUCUGUGUUAAUGUAUUUUAAUCUGUUCUAUGUUACCCUGUCUGGUUCUGUGUUUUCUACAUUCUGGGAUGUCAAGGUACAGUUGAUGAUGUUGGAAAUGUUGCGUAUUGGGGUUUCCUCUUGACAUUGAGAUAAAACAUUUUGUAGCUUUACUGGGCAAGUCAAUUAAGAACAUUUACUUUGUUUACAACGACAGCCCAGCAAAUACCAAACAUUACACUAAUAUUCUGACAGAGCUAAUAUGCUUAGAGAUCAGUCCUAUAAGUAGUUGUACUGUAGUUGUACUAUACGGAACCUCUAGUAGGGAUGUUUACAGGUUCAAUCUGUUUGAUAUCAAAGAGGACCCCUGUAUAGACCCGGGCCAGUACCCCUGUAUAGUCAGGGUUAGCUGAUGUGGGUUUUCUGUCUCCGGGGCCCUGUGUUGACGACGAUAGUCCACUCUGUAGAUUGGAUCCUGUCCUGGGUGUGACCUGUACUAGGUGUGACCUGUCCUGGGUGUGACCUGAUACUGUGCCAUCUGCUGGGAGAACUACAGCUACUGUUCAGCAGCAAUAGUGGUUACUGUUAACCUAACUAACCUUUAAACAAGCUAUUUAAUUAACUGUCAAGUUUUAUAUAAACAUUGUGCCAAGUUUUAUAUAAACAAAACUUAAUAAAA
Molecule: messenger RNA, 1955 nt
Organism: Esox lucius (northern pike)
Lineage: Eukaryota; Metazoa; Chordata; Actinopteri; Esociformes; Esocidae
Exons: 7
Coding region: 106-1068 (320 amino acids)
Source: RefSeq, a predicted model, not a curated record